GGAAUAUAUAGACCUUGGUUACAAUCAACUAACCGGGCACAUCGUUCAAUUCCAAAGCCAUUUCUUAAGUUUCUUUUUUUGGAUCAAAAUAGGUUUCAUGGUUCAAUUCCAGUUCUACCACAUGACUUGAGAUCCUUUUUGAUCUCGAACAAUAAUUUGACCGGAGAGAUAUCUCAUUUGAUAUGCAAUAUGAGCUCAAUUGCAAUUCUUGAUCUUUAUAAUAACAGCUUGAGUGGCACCAUUCCAAAAUGCUUGGGAAACUUCAACAGUAGUCUUCAAGUGUUGGAUCUGCAAAAUAAUAUAAUUUAUGGAAGAAUUCCUGAUACAUUUUCAAAAGACAAUCAUUUGAGGAAACUUUCCAUCAACAACAAUUGGCUGGAAGGGUCUGUCCCACGAUCUUUGGUGAAUUGUACGAGGCUUGAAGUUUUCAACAUUGGAAACAACAACAUAAAGGAUACCUUCCCAUAUUUGUUGAGAAGUCUUCCAGAGUUGCAGGUUCUUGUUCUUCGUUCCAAUAAAUUUCACGGAUUUAUUCGAGUUUCUUCCGGCAAGGCCAAUCAUUCAUUUGGUAAGUUAAGAUUCUUUGAUAUUUCGAAUAAUAAUUUUAGUGGUCCUUUGCCUGCAAAGUAUUUUGAAAAUAUGAAAGCUAUGAUGAAUGUUGGUAAAGCUGGAAAGAAGUUGCGAUACUUGGGUGAUGGGUACUAUCAAGUUUCUGUGAUAGUAACUCUAAAAGGGUCCGAUUUUGAAAUGAUGAAAAUUCUCAAUCGGUUUACUAUGAUUGAUUUUUCAAACAAUAACUUCCAUGGUGAGAUUCCAAAACUAAUCGGAAAUCUUCAUGCACUUGAGCUUCUCAACCUUUCUCUCAAUAGUUUAACUGGUCAUAUCCCAUCAUCUUUCGGGAAAUUGACAGCUCUUGAGUCAUUAGACCUUUCUUCAAACAAGUUCGUUGGAGAAAUUCCACGUCAGUUGACAAAUUUGAACUUUCUUGAAGUUUUAAACUUGUCACAUAACCAUCUUACAGGUCCCAUACCUCAAAAUAAUCAAUUUAACACAUUCCCAAAUAAUUCUUAUAGUGGAAAUUUGGGAUUGUGUGGAUUUCCAUUGUCAAAGAAAUGUGGUGAUGACAGUGUGCCACAGCUCUUAGCAUCAGAAAAAAAUGACGUAGAGCCUGAAAAUGGAUUUGUUUGGCGAGUGGUGUUUAUAGGGUAUGGAUGUGGGGUGGUGUUUGGAUUAAUUAUGGGAUCUUUUGUAUUCGCAACUGGGAAGCCUCAAUGGCUGGUUGUCAUGAUUGAAGGAAAACGUUAUAGAAAGCUGCGAAGGUCCAAUAACAAUCGAGGCGGAAGAAGAAGGUAGUGCAUGCAUGCAAGAGGUCUGUUGGGUAAG
Molecule: messenger RNA, 1383 nt
Organism: Pistacia vera
Lineage: Eukaryota; Viridiplantae; Streptophyta; Magnoliopsida; Sapindales; Anacardiaceae
Product: receptor-like protein 54
Exons: 1
Coding region: 190-1353 (387 amino acids)
Molecular function (GO): protein binding
Source: RefSeq, a predicted model, not a curated record